This is a messenger RNA of Lycium barbarum (goji berry), 3153 nucleotides long. Its product is annotated as pentatricopeptide repeat-containing protein At5g46460, mitochondrial. Lineage: Eukaryota; Viridiplantae; Streptophyta; Magnoliopsida; Solanales; Solanaceae. The transcript is spliced from 2 exons. Gene Ontology annotation, biological process: RNA modification. Bases 262 to 2337 code for a protein of 691 amino acids. Gene Ontology annotation, molecular function: RNA binding; protein binding; zinc ion binding. The record is from RefSeq and is a predicted model, not a curated record.
AAGGUUAAAAUUAUUUUUUAUGUAUAUAUAGUAGACGUUGAACCUCUUAGGCUUCUUCCUAUGUUUACGUUUUUAUAUUUUGAACCCCAUCGACGGAAAUUCUGGCUCCGCCACCGGUGGGAGGGCGGGAUAACGAUUCCGGGAUAACUAAUCCUAGAUAACUUGUUCCCUAAACAAACGACCCCUUAAUGUUUAAAAUACCGUUAAAGCCAUGUAGUGAACUUUUCCCACUGGCUUCUUCACUUCUUCUCAUGCCUAAACAUGUUGUUUCUCAUUGCUAUAUCUCAACCAAUUAAAAUUCAUUCAAGACUUUUAAUUGGUUUAGCAAGAUUUUUCAGAGUAGCUAACCCCACUUGCUAUUCUAUUCUAUCUGAACACUUAAAGAACCAACGAAUUAACGAAGCUAAAGAGCUUUUCGAAAGAAUCCCAUCACCAAAUAUCUAUUUAUGCACCAAAAUGAUAGCUGGAUAUGCUGAAAAUCUAAGGUUGAAUGAGGCACUGAACCUGUUUGACAAAAUGCCUGUUAAAGAUACAGUUAUGUGGAACUUGAUGAUCAAAGGGUGUGUAGAAUGUGGUGAUAUAGAGAUGGGGUUGAAUCUUUUUGAGGAGAUGAACCAAAGAAAUGUGAUUUCUUACACGACGAUGAUAAACGGGUUUUUGAAGUUUGGGAAAGUUGAAGAGGCUAAGAGUUUGUUUUGGGAAAUGCCACAAAAGGAUGUGGCUGCUUGGAAUGCUAUGGUUUAUGGGUAUUUUGAGAAUGGGAGAGUGGAAGAGGCUGUUAAGUUGUUUGAGGUGAUGCCUUAUAGGAAUGUGAUCUCGUGGACGUCAGUUAUUAGUGGGCUUGAUCAGCAUGGGAGGAGUGAUGAGGCUCUAUUGAUUUUUAAGAAGAUGUUGGAUUUCUUCGUUGAGCCGAAUUCUAGUACUUUUGCUUCUGUUAUUACAGCUUGUGCUAAUGCAAGGGAUUUAUGUCUAGGUAGUGAAAUUCAUGCCUGUGUUGUGAAGAUUGGUUAUUUGUAUGAUACUUAUGUUACUGCUUCAUUAAUCACAUUAUAUGCUAAUUGCAUGCAUGUGGAUGAUUCUUCUAAGAUAUUCAGCGAGAGGUUGCACAAAAACGUUGUUGUGUGGACGUCUCUUUUGACAGGGUAUGGCUUGAAUUAUAAGCACGAAGAAGCAUUGAAAGUGUUUGGGGAUAUGAUUAGGAUUGGUCUACUUCCCAAUCAGUCUUCCUUUACUAGUGCCCUAAAUUCGUCUUGUGAAAUGGAGUCUAUUGAUCUUGGCAGAGAGAUUCAUGGUGUAGCAGUCAAACUCGGAUUGAACACUGAUGCCUUUGUUGGCAAUUCAUUAGUAGUAUUGUAUUCAAAAUGUGGAAAUAUAAACGAUGGACUCAUUGUAUUCAAGGAAAUUCCUGGAAAAAACAUUGUUUCGUGGAACUCAAUCAUCGUUGGAUGUGCACAACAUGGAUGUGGAAAUUGGGCACUCACAUUGUUUGCCCAGCUGGUACGUUCAAGGGUUGAUAUGGAUGAUAUUACAUUUGCUGGGUUACUUGCUGCUUGUAGCCAUUCUGGCAUGCUAGAGAAAGGAAGACGCUUAUUUCAGUAUAUCCCUCACUACUCAUCCAUUGAAGUGACACUUGAGCAUUAUAGUUGUAUGAUAGAUAUCCUUUGCAGAAGUGGGAAGUUAAUUGAGGCAGAGGAUUUGGUGAAAAGCAUGCCCAUGAGACCAAAUUUGUCAAUAUGGUUAGCUUUGCUUAGUGGUUGUAAGAAGCAUUUAAACUUAGAACUGGCCGAAAGAGCUGCAGAGAAUGUUUUUCAUCUUGACCCAAAUUGUAGUGCUGCUUAUGUUUUAUUAUCUAACAUUUAUGCCUUUUCUGGUAGAUGGAGUGAUGUUGCAAAAAUUAGAGGAAAUAUGAAAAGAAGAGGAAACAGAAAACAACCAGGAUGCAGUUGGGUUAAUCAGAAGGGAAUCCGGCAUACAUUUCUUUCUGGCGACACUUCACAUCCUCUAAGUGAUAGGAUAUAUGAAAAGCUGGAAUGGUUGACGGAAAAGUUGAAGGAGUAUGGUUAUGUCCCUGAUCAAAGGUAUGCAUUGCAUGAUGUAGAGGAUGAACAGAAGGAAGUUCUGCUGUCAUAUCAUAGUGAGAGGCUUGCUAUUUGCUUCGCAUUAAUUACAACACAUGGUAGUACUAUAACAGUUAUGAAGAACCUGCGUGUCUGUGGGGACUGCCAUUCUGCCAUCAAGCUCAUAGCAAAAAUUGUUGAACGUGAAAUCAUCGUAAGAGAUUCUAGCCGAUUUCAUCACUUCAGGGACGGCUUUUGUUCUUGUUCAGAUUAUUGGUAGCAUUAUCCUUUUGAUUAUCAUUCUGGGAAUGGUUAGUGAAGCCUUGUAAUUGGUUCACCAGAAGCAGGACCACAUUAUUAUAGGGAGCUUCUAGAGUUAGGAUUGUCUGACCAACAUUCUGUGAUGCCCCAAUAUAAUAGGGUCCUUCCUUGUAGCAAGGAUAGGUAACUUUCUCUUGAUUACCCAUGUAGAGAUCAGGCAUUAGUAUCCACUGCUUCAAAUGUUUAGCAGCUGAUCUGGAAUCCAUGUCUAGAUGUUUCUGAUACUGUCCUAUGAUUGACAAAUAUAUCUGAAGUCAAGGCAACCACUGCACAUAAAUAAAGCUCAAGGUACCUGGUGGCCUAUCAUGCCAAUCUUGUAGCUUUACUAUUCUUGGAGUUGAGAAUUAUUUGUCAGCAGCUGGUACUUAAUUGCACAGUACUUGAUGAAGUUUCCUGUGAUGUUUAGCUAGGAUCAGCAAAUCGAGACCCCUGGUCUAUUCUGCAUUAAUCAACAUAGGAGGAUUCCACCAACAGACCUUCCAACAACAAUCAGGUAGAGAGGAAGUACUUUAAUCUACACUCGUGAGAAAUUUUAUUACAAGUUUUGGAAAAGAUAGCUGAUUGUUUCCUGCCUCAGCCUUAAAUAUACUUGAAUUAUACAUGCAUGGCUGCUGACACAAGGAUACUCUCCCUUAAAGUAUUGGAGCUGUUAUUUACUUAGCAUUGAAUCAAGGGGCUUGGGCCAUCAGCAUUGCAUAGCUGAUGUUGUCUUCAUGUUCUUUCAUGCUGCAACUGCUGAAGCUUGAAAUGCUUCCAAUUUCCCCAUCAACCUCAG